UUUUUUUUUGCACUUUGCGACUUUAAUAACUAUGUUUCUUAGGAAAUUCUACAUGGAAAAAAGUUGAUAGUUGUUUUUUCUAGUAAAUUGACAUGUAUUGUGUCUUAAAAUAUACCAAGGGGGUUACCAUGUGAUUCUGAUUUCUGAUAGAUCGAAUAUAUGGUACAUAAAUAGCGUCCUUUUAUGUUUAAAGAUCAAUGACUCCGCUUUAACAUACAGUUUUAGUAUAUGUGUGGAUAGAAACGCUGGAAGAAGUUGAUGGGUGCUACAAACUCAAAAGUGGAAGAAGAUAAGGCCCUGCAACUAUGCCGUGAACGGAAAAAGUAUGUUGGAAAAGCACUGGAUGGCAGAUGUUCGCUUGCAGCUACUCAUUUUACUUAUAUAGAAUCCUUAACAAUUAUUGGAAGUGCGUUAAGAAGAUUUGUUGAACCCGAUGCUACAAUGCAGCCCUCUUUAUAUACUUCCAUCAGUGGAACUCCAGAGCAACUUGCAUUUUCUUUCUCUUCAACCAUGUCACAACAUGUAAAUCCAGCUGGAAAUCGAUCUCCAACACCAUCUCCACCAACUUCCAGUCGGUUUCAUGCAAAUCAUAUGAAGAUCAGAGGUUCGUUUUCUAGAAAAGUUGAAGAAAAGCCAUCUGUUCCUGUAAUUGUUUCUGUAACUUCUUCAAGUACCCCGCAAACCACCACUCCCCGAUCCAUAGAUGAACCAGAAAUCCCGUUUGAACCUUCUCCUGUUGUGCCUGAAAAAGAACCAGAAACCCCGUUUGACCCUUCUCCUGCUGUGCGUAAAAAAGAACCAGAAACCCCGUUUAACCCUUCUUCUGCUGUGCCUGAAAGUCAACCUUGGGAUUAUUUUGGUCUUACACAUCCAAUCGACAAUGAGUUUUCUGCACAAGAAACACAUGAAUUAAAUCACGGGCAUGAAACUUAUAAUGACAUGCAAAUCCCAAGGGAAGGCGAAGAAGAAAAAAGCCCGACUGAAGGGAGUGUAACGUAUCAAGAAUCAGAAGACGAGUUUGAUGAGUCAGAUACAGAUGGGUUGGUGAGAAGUUUUGAAAAUGUUAAUCGCGUAGUGGAUAAUGUUAGUGGAAUCGGUUUGCGUUCCAUGUCAUCUGCAGAAAGCAUGACACCAGAAACUGAAAUAUUGAAUGGGGAAAAGGGUAAUUCUCCUUAUUUAUCACCGUUAAAACGAAAAACAUCUGGUGUUAGGAAUAUUGCAAUUCCUCAAGAAGAAAAGACAGAAGUGGUCAAAGAAGCUCCUGAAAAUAGGCCGGUACCUAAAGAUUUAAUUUCAAGCAUGAGAGAUAUCGAACAAUUAUUUAUAAAAGCUUCUGAGUGUGGAAGAGAAGUUCCAAGAAUGCUUGAAGCCAACAAGCUUCACUUUCGUCCCAUUUUCCAAGGGAAAGAACGUGGGUCGUUCACUUCAAAGCUUUUAAAAGCAUGUAUGUCAUGCGGGGAUGAUCCAAGCCAAGUACAGGAAGAAGAACCUGCUCAAAACGACACAAAGUAUUUGACAUGGAAUCGGUCGAAUUCAUCACGUGCAUCAUCAUUCAGGCAUGAUCCCGCCAGUGGCACUACCAGAGAAACUCCAGAGGAUGUCUCCACUAGCCUCUUUGAUAACUUUUGCAUGAACGCAGGAAGCCAUGCUUCAACCUUGGAUAGACUCCAUGCAUGGGAGAAGAAGCUUUAUGAUGAAGUAAAGGCCAAUGAGAUGCUAAGAAAGGUGUAUGAUCAGAAACGUAAACUUCUUAGGCAAUUAGAGUCCACCGGAGAAAGCUCACGUAGAAUAGAUAAGAUUCGUUCAAUUGUCAAAGAUCUACAUUGGAGAAUUGGAGUUGCUAUCCACAGGAUUAAUUCUAUUUCAAGAAAAAUCGAAGAUCUUAGAGACAAAGAACUUCAUCCACAACUUGAGGAGUUAAUUGAAGGGUUGAGAAAGAUGUGGGAAGUGAUGCAUGAUUGCCAUAAGACUCAAUUCCUCAUCAUAUCGUCAACACAUAAAAGCACCCACACCAAAAUCUCCCUACAAUCAGACUCACAUCGACAGAUCGCCGUCUAUCUUGAAAGCGAAUUGAAUACUCUUUCUUCAAGUUUCACAAAGUGGAUCGGUGCACAAAAAACCUACGUACAGUCACUAAACAUGUGGCUUAGCAAAUGUGCUCCGCCUCAGCAAUCAGUUAAUAAGAGAAAAAGACGCCCACAACCCUCAUUAAAAGACUUUGGCCCGCCGAUAUACGUUGCGUGUGGUGUCUGGCUAGAAAAGCUUGACACACUACCAACUAAAGAAGUUGCAGACUCCAUAAAAGAUUUAGCUGCAGAAAUCGGCCAUUUCUUGCCCCGACAAGAAAAAGUCAAAGGUGGGCAUCAUUCGAUGCCAUGGCAGCGUGUUAACAACAGUGAUGAUCCCGUAGGGGUGAAUCUGUUACAAGAGGAAGUUUUGGAGGACCGAAAUGCAAAUUUUGAUCGUUUGAAAUCCCGCUUGGAGGGCUUUCUUGGACAGUUGAGUAACUUUUCAGGGUUAUCUUUCGAAAUGUUUAAAGAUCUUCAGAAGGCCAUCGAAGAUAGGAAGAUCCGCUAUGCACGAACUCACUCCAAGUCUUCGUAGACAAACUGAAAUAAAUCUUUCGACAAAGAUUCUUGAAGAUUUGUACAUGAAAAGGAAAUAAUUGAAUAAAUGGUGAGAGAUGCUUACCAUGUUUAAGCGAACUGGAGGUAAUAUAUGAGAAUAUUAUAUUAUAUAAUAUACUAUUAAAUAUUUAUAUAGAAGUCGGUUUUGGGUUCAGACUGUAUAAAGCAGGAGCGCGUAUAGCGUAAAGGAGUAUCAGGUACAAAUUCGCCCUGGUACAUCAUGUUCCGGUAUGUGAUGGUCGUUGGAAAUCUUUGUAGUCAGUCUCUUCAUUGCAUUUUCUCAACCUAAAUUUGUUGUGGUCUCUCAAAACAUGUACAUUGGUAUAUUUAUGUUUCUGGAAAGAGCAGGCAAUUAAUUGGUCUUAUAGGAAGGAGUAUGUUGUAAUAAAAAGUUGAAUUCUGUA
Molecule: messenger RNA, 3031 nt
Organism: Helianthus annuus (common sunflower)
Lineage: Eukaryota; Viridiplantae; Streptophyta; Magnoliopsida; Asterales; Asteraceae
Product: protein ROLLING AND ERECT LEAF 2
Exons: 6
Coding region: 259-2604 (781 amino acids)
Source: RefSeq, a predicted model, not a curated record